Molecule: messenger RNA, 4111 nt
Organism: Coregonus clupeaformis (lake whitefish)
Lineage: Eukaryota; Metazoa; Chordata; Actinopteri; Salmoniformes; Salmonidae
Product: WD repeat and FYVE domain-containing protein 2
Exons: 12
Coding region: 581-1846 (421 amino acids)
Molecular function (GO): metal ion binding; protein binding
Source: RefSeq, a predicted model, not a curated record
AUGUCCUGUCAGCUGACUAGCAGCAUCUUUGGCUGUUACAACACACAGGUUGCUGUGUUCAAAGUGCUCCUAGCUUGCUAGCUACUACAACCUCGAACACCUAUGCGGCUCGACUAGGGUGUUAUGUUACGUAGAGCCAAAACUGGCGAAGGAGCUAUAUACUUCCCGCAUGGCAUUUCCCAAUAGGCUUUGAAACGUCAUAUGUCAUUGCUUUGACCAACGAGCCAUGGCGGAGUGAGCCUGCCUCGGUUAGUGCCUACAAAAAUACGUCAUUAAUAUUGCUCUCUAUUUAGCAUAACUGUUUACAUAGUAAGAAUGCUGAAUAUCACAUAACUGAUGUGAUUUCAUCAGUAUGUGGUCAUUAAUAUAAUUUGUUACAUUUGCAUAUACAGUAACAAUUAAAACAUUAAUAAUAUUGCAAUUUACGGCAGCCUAGCCGUUCUAGUUUUUUUCCGUGCACAUCUAUGGUGCGAACAGGGGCGUCGUAGGUGAAUAUCCUGUCAGCUGACUAGCAGCAUCUUUGGCUGUUACAACACACGGGUCGCUGUGUUCAAACUGCUUCUAGCUUGAUAGCUACUACAUGCCAGAAUGCCUAUGCGGCUCGACUAGGGUGUUAUGUUACGGAGAGCUAUAUACCUGCGGCAUGGCGGCAGAAAUACAACCCAAACCACAGACUCGGACGCCUGUUCUGCUCAACAAAAUCGAGGCUUCCCAAGAUGUUGUGAACACUGCCGUUAUAAUUCCAAAGGAGGACGGGGUGAUCAGCGUCUCUGAGGACAGGACGAUCCGGAUAUGGCUGAAGAGAGACAGUGGCCAGUACUGGCCCAGCAUAUACCACACUAUGCCAGCUUCUUGCUCCUGUAUGUCCUUUAAUCCAGAGACCAGGAGGCUGUCUGUGGGAAUGGAAAAUGGAACCAUCUCUGAGUUCAUCCUGUCUGAAGACUACAACAAGAUGACCCCAGAAAGGACCUAUCAGGCCCACCAGGGCAAAGUGACAGUGGUGCUGUUUGUGUUGGAGAUGGAGUGGGUCCUUAGUACAGGACAGGACAAGAACCUCACCUGGCACUGCUCUGAGAGUGGAACGCCGCUGGGGUUAUACCGCACCACCGCCUGGGUCUCUGGACUACAGUUCGAUGUGGAGACGAGGCACGCCUUUGUGGGCGACUACUCUGGUCAGGUGACCAUCCUGAAGCUGGAGCAGGACAGCUGUAGUCUAGUCACCACCUUCAAAGGACACACCGGCAACGUGACGGCACUGUGUUGGGACCCGGCCCAGAGAGUGUUGUUCUCUGGCAGCUCAGAUCACUCCAUCAUCAUGUGGGACAUCGGGGGACGCAAAGGCACCGCCAUAGAACUGCAGGGACACAAUGAUAAGAUCCAGGGCCUGUGCUAUGCGCCACACACACGUCAGCUGAUCUCCUGCAGCUCAGAUGGAGGCAUCGUCAUCUGGAACAUGGACGUGACCAGACAGGAGACCCCAGAGUGGCUGGACAGUGACUCGUGUCAGAAGUGUGAGCAACCAUUCUUCUGGAACUUCAAACAGAUGUGGGACAGUAAGAAGAUUGGCCUGCGCCAGCACCACUGCAGGAAGUGUGGGAAGGCUGUGUGUGGAAAGUGCUCUGCCAAGCGCUCCACCAUCCCUCUCAUGGGCUUCGAGUUCGAGGUGCGGGUGUGUGACAGCUGCCAUGAGUCCAUCACAGACGAGGACCGGGCGCCCACUGCGACAUUCCAUGACAGCAAGCACAGCAUAGUUUACAUGCACUACGAGCCCACCACAGGCUGGCUGCUGACCUCUGGGGCCGACAAAGUCGUGAAGCUCUGGGACAUGACUCCAGUGGUCUCCUGAGGGUCAUCGUUGACAGGGAGCAACAUGGAGCUCCAUCCACCUAUCAGGUGAGAGCUUACAGCCUGGUGGCCAUCAUCCUGAGAGGAAGAGGGAAUGUCCACAAGAACAACAACAACAACAACCACCACCACAACAACAUCUAAACAACCUACAACAGCUGAGCAACAUCCACAGAACCUAGAAACACCAGGUCUUUCUUGCCUGUCCUCGUCCCUCUUGGUGACUAAACGUGCAAAGCUUUACACUGGCUGCAUACAUAAUUCCCUAUAUUCUUUGGUUUAUUAUUAUUAUAAUAUUUAUAAUGUUUUGUAGUAAAGGGAACUCUGUUUACCUACUGAAGAACAAAUACAGCUAGUCGGGCAAAUAUAAAGCUUAUAUUGAAGUGCCUUCCUCUUAUCUUAUUAUAGCUUUCCCUACGAUAAACAGAAAGCAUGAAAAAAGUGGUUUAUAAACCAAUAGUUGUAAAAUAAAUCGAAGCACUUAAUGUACCUGGGUUAUGAAUAUCAGUUAGAUAUGUAACUUGUACGUACAGUAGCAAGAUGGAAUACUCUAAUAUAAUCAUGAAACUCCAGAAGGUCCCAAAGUUGACCUUAUGAGGCUCAUCGGAUUUACUCUUUGCUUUUAAGCUGCUGUAUAGUUGCAGUGGGCAAAAUACCCCUGUUUCUGGGUGGACCCUGUUUCAGUUGAGGUGUCAGGAGGGUCAUAGCCUAAUGUAAGGGAAUUAAUCUCUUACCCUAUGAGGUACGGAGCCUGCUGGUUUUCUGUUCUACCUGAUAAUUAAUUGCAACCACCUGGUUUCCCAGGUCUAAAUCAGUCCCUGAUUAGAGGGGAACAAUGAGGUCCAGAGGUGAAUUUGAGAGGACUACUGUAUAGCUUCUAGUCUCUCUGAAGGUCAUCAUACAUACACACAGCUGGUGAACAAGUCUACAUGUGGUAUCUCACUGUCAGGUAAUGGUUGAUCGCCACAGAUGUAGGGAACUUGGAGAAAUAUAUGUUUUUCUUUUGUUUCUUUUUUAUGAAUACUGUAUUGCAAACUGAUGUUCUAGUUUAGGCUUGCCAAUUGAAAUUGUAAAUCAUAAAGAACAAGUUCAUUCCAGUAAUCUUUUUAUAAUUUUAUUGUAGAGUUAUUUAAAUGUCACUUAAUACGCUUUUGACUUCGGUAGUGGACUUAGGGUGGCAAAAUUCCAGAAACAUUCAAUAAAUUCCCUUGGUUUUCCAGAAAUCCUUGUUGGUUUCCUGGUUGGUUGUUGGAUACCGGAUUUCCUGCUUAUUCCAGGAAUCUUCCAACUGGGAUUUCUGGAAAAGCAAGGAAUCUAUUGAAAGUUCCUGAAAUGUUACACUGGAUUUGUUUUCUAGGCAGAGCCACUAUUGUAAAACCACAACCACAACAACCUGUCUGCAUGUUGAUAUUUGUGUUAUACAACCAUAAUUAGCCAUGGUCAUUUUUCAUGAAUACUAGCAUGUUGAUUAAUCAGUCACACAUAUCUUGAGCCUAAGCUUAUACAGAUCUACUGCUGGAGAAUGGCUGUAUGAGGCUCUAAUGCUAUUUACAGUAGUAGUCAGUCACUGACUUUAAGAAUUAUACUAUUCCUAUCCGUUUCCUCAUUUAAUGACCUCUGUACAGUUAUCAUUGUUGGAUGUAAAAAGGUAUGAGUUCCAUGUUGAUUCAUACACCAAGACUGAUUUACAAUAUCUGAAUGACUGCUGAUAUGAUUUGAAAUAAGUUUAUCGUAUUGUGUUUUUAUGUAGCCUGGAUACCAGUCUGUCUUUCUCUGCAUUCGUCAGCGUGUUGUCAUUGGUAACACUGAUACUAGUGUUGUUAAAUGGAUGAACUGUCAGUCUGGCACCCAGGCUAGUGGUUUUGUGUGGUGCAGUAUGAUUCUCACAGGUUGGUGCUGUACUGUGUGUGUGUGUGUGCACGUAACCCAGGGGGGGUUAUCACAAAGCAAGAUUUGGAAUCAGAGAAUCAAGAGCUACAGUGCAGUAUAUCUGUUUAUCAAAGUAAGGUAGCUAACUCCUUGAUCCUGCUCUGUGCCAUUUCCCUCAGGUCUUAAUGUGCGGUUUGUCCAAACAGCAGGUUAUUGGAGAUUUCUAGUCUGUAAGAUUAUCAUUCUUGCAUGUCUCAUCCUAGUCCUAAAGCUGAUCUGGGUACAGGUCAUCUGAGUAGAGAUGUGUGCUCAUAUCAUUCCAUAAUUUAAUUUCCCCUUGUACUGCUGUUGAUGUACUCAUGUUUGUAUUUGAUAAAAUGUAUGUGAGGUGACUGAA